AUGGCAACAAGAGCACUCUGGAGAAGACCCACACAGGACAGAUGCCCUAUAAGUGCUCCCAAUGUAGUAAAUGCUAACACAGGAGAGAAACCAUAUGCGUGUCCAGUUUGUUUCAGUUGCAGUUCCAAACUGGUGAGACAUCAGAGGAUUCACACAGGAGAGAAACCCUUUGAAUGUCCUCAAUGUGGGAAAUCUUUCACUCAGAAUUAUAACCGGAUGACACAUCAGAGGACUCACACAAGAGAGAAACCCUUUGAAUGUCCUCAAUGUGGGAAAUCUUUCUCUCAGAAUUACAGCCCGAUGACACAUCAGAGGUCUCACACAGGAGAGAAACCCCUUGAAUGUCCUGAGUGUGGGAAAGGUUUCAGUUGCAGUUCCAGCCUGGUGAUACAUCAGAGGACUCACACAGGAGAGAAACCCUUUGAAUGUCCUGAGUGUGGGAAAUCUUUCAGACACAAUUCCAGCCUGGUGAUACAUCAGAGGACUCACACAGGAGAGAAACCCUUUGAAUGUCCUGAGUGUGGGAAAUCUUUCAGUUCCCGUUCUAAGCUUGUGAUACACCAAAGGAUUCACACAGGAGAAAAGGAGAAACCCUUUGAAUGUUCGGAUUGUGGGAAAUCUUUCACUCGGAAUUCCAGCCUGGUGAUACACCAGAAAACUCACACCAGAGAGAAACACUUUGAAUGUCCUGAAUGUGGGAAAAGUUUCACUCACAGUUCCAAACUGGUAGUACACCAGAGGACUCACACAGGAGAGAAACCCUUUGAAUGUUCGGAUUGUGGGAAAUGUUUCAAUCAGAAUUCCCACCUGGUGACACAUCAGAGGAUUCACACAGGAGAGAAACCCUUUGAAUGUCCUGAUUGUGGGAAAGGUUUCAAGAAAGGUUGUCACCUGGUCAACCACCAGAGGAUUCACACAGGAGAGAAACCCUUUGAAUGUCCUGAUUGUGGGAAAGGUUUCAAGAAAGGUUGUCACCUGGUAAACCAUCAGAGGAUUCACAUAGGAGAGAAACCGUAUGAGUGUCCACUUUGUGGGAAAAGUUUCAUUGUAUAUUCCCACCUGGUGAGACACCAGAUGACUCACACAGGAGAGAAACCAUUUCAGUGUCCACAGUGUGGGAAAAGUUUCAGUCAGAAUUCCAGCCUGGUGAACCACCAGAGGACUCACACAGGAGAGAAACCCUUUGAAUGUCCUGAUUGUGGGAAACGUUUCAGUCAGAAUUCCCACCUGGUGAAACAUCAGAGGACUCAUACAGGAGAGAAACCCUUUGAAUGUCCUGAUUGUGGGAAACGUUUCAGUCAGAAUUCCCACCUGGUAAACCACCAGAGGAUUCACACAGGAGAGAAACCCUUUGAAUGUCCUAUUUAUGGGAAACAUUUUACUCAAACUUUCAGUCUUCUGACACACCAGAGAACUCACACAGGUGAGAAACACUUUGAAUGUCCUGAAUGUGGGAAAAGUUUCAGUCAGAAUUCCAAUCUGGUGAUACACCAGAGGACUCACACAGGAGAGAAACCAUAUAAGUGUCCACUUUGUGGGAAAAGUUUUAUUGUAAAUUCCCACCUGGUGAGACACCAGAGAACUCACACAGGCGAGAAACCCUUUGAAUGUCCUGAAUGUGGGAAAAGUUUCAGUCAGAAUUCCAACCUGGUGAUACACCAUAGGACUCACACAGGAGAGAAACCCUUUGAAUGUCCUGAAUGUGGGAAAAGGUUCACUAAGAAUUCCCUCCUGGUGAGACAUCAGAGGACUCACACAGGAGAGAAACUGCAUGAGUGUCGAGAGUGUGGGAAAAGUUUCUGUUACACUUCUCUGCUUGUAAAACACCAGAGGACGCAUGCAGGAGAAAAACCGUAA
Molecule: messenger RNA, 1857 nt
Organism: Protobothrops mucrosquamatus (brown spotted pit viper)
Lineage: Eukaryota; Metazoa; Chordata; Lepidosauria; Squamata; Viperidae
Product: zinc finger protein 850-like
Exons: 4
Coding region: 1-1857 (618 amino acids)
Cellular component (GO): nucleus
Source: RefSeq, a predicted model, not a curated record